This is a messenger RNA of Adineta steineri, 4722 nucleotides long. The record is from the annotation of a GenBank genome assembly. NCBI's taxonomy places the organism in Eukaryota, Metazoa, Rotifera, Eurotatoria, Adinetida, Adinetidae.
AUGCAACAGUUAGAUUCUAAGUGUAUUUCAUACAAUCAACCAAAACUUUGUGCAAAUGCAACGUGGAACCAAACGGCUGUAACUUUUGCCAAUAGCACCAUGGUUGGCUCGUUACCUGUAGGCAUGUAUGUCGAUAGAAAUAACAGCGUCUAUGUAGCGGAUCAGACGAAUGCGAGGAUUCAAGUGUGGCUUAAUGGGAGUACCACACUUACAGGCACACUCUCGGGUGGUUUGUACUUCCCUUAUAGUGUGUUCGUUACAGACAAUGGUGAUGUUUAUGUCGACAAUGGCUACACAAAUUAUCGGGUUGAUAAAUGGGGAUGGAAUUCAACAAGCAGUGUUCCAGCAAUGUAUAUGUGUGCACCAUGUUACAGUCUUUUUAUCGAUAUCAAUAAUAUGCUUUACUGCUUAAUGAGUACGUAUCAUCAAGUUGUCUCGAAGUCAUUGGACACACGUUUAAAUGUAUGGAAUAUUGUUGCCGGUACAGGUACAGCUGGAUCAACAUCGGUUACACUUUAUAAUCCAUGGGGAAUCUUUGUUGAUAUUAACUUGAAUUUGUAUGUAGCUGAUACUGCAAACAGUAGAAUUCAAAUAUUUGCAUCAGGACAAUUGAACGGAAUAACAUUAGCAACAGGAGCCAUUACAUUGCUUUAUCCAACUUCAGUUAUAUUUGAUGCUGAUGGAUAUAUCUUUAUAACUGAUAACUGGAAUCAUCGUCUUGUUGGCUCAGGACCUAAUGGAUUUCGAUGUAUAGCGGCAUGUUCUGGAGCAGCAGGCUCGACAUCCACCCAAUUAUAUUAUCCACAUACCAUGAGUUUUGACAGUUAUGGAAAUAUAUUUGUCACCGAUCAAUACAAUAACAGAGUGCAAAAAUUUCUUUUUUUAUCAAACUCAUGUAAUGGAACGACAACAGUAACAACUAUUGCUACUGUAACUUCAAUGAAUAAUACUCAAUCAGUUUCUUUAACAACAAUUGUUCCUGGAAUAAGUUCUACAACUACAUCAUAUUCAAACCCUAUUUCAUACAAUAUGCCAAAAUUCACUGCGUAUACUACUUGGAGCUCUAAUGGAAUAACUUUUGCAAACACCACUGUGAUCGGAACAAGUCCUUACAGUGUAUUUGUUGAUAAUAAUAAUACCGUAUAUGUAUGUGACUAUUCUUUAAAUCGCGUUCAAGCGUGGCGUGAAGGUAGUAGUAAUCCGACAAGAACUGUUUCCGGUACUUUAAACAAUCCAUAUAGUGUUUUUGUUACAAGUAAUGGUGAUAUUUAUGCUGACAAUGGCUAUGCAAAUAAUAGAGUGGAUAAAUGGAUAUUAAAUGGAACAAAUAGUACUUCGGCAAUGUACGUCAAAAAUAUCUGCUAUGGUCUUUUUGUUGAUAUAAAUAAUAAUAUUUACUGUUCAAUGUAUAACCUUCAUGAAGUUGUCACAAACUCAUUGAUCAAUCCUUCAAACAUGUGGACAAUUGCUGCUGGUACAGGAUGUUCUGGAUCAACAUCAAAUACGCUUUAUAAUCCUCGUGGAAUCUUUGUCGAUACAGAUCUUAAUUUGUACGUUGCUGAUUAUACCAAUAAUAGGGUGCAAAAAUUCUUAUCAAAACAACUGAAUGGGAUAACGAUAGCGGGAACUGGAGCAACAGGAACCAUUAGUCUCAAUGGCCCGGCUGGAGUUGUUCUUGAUGCAGAUGGUUACGUAUUUAUUGCGGAUUAUUUGAAUAAUCGUAUUGUUGGAUCAGGAUCAAACGGAUUUCGUUGUUUAGUAGGAUGUUCGACUGUUGCCGGUUCAGCAUCUAAUCAAUUGCAUUAUCCGACAAGUUUAAGUUUCGAUAGUUACGGUAAUAUAUUUGUUGUUGAUAAUUACAACAAUCGGAUUCAAAAAUUUUAUGUAACAAAUAAUAUUUAUAGUACAAGUAUCAAUCAACCAAGCUUCUGUCCAUCUACAACAUGGUAUACAAAUGCAAUUACAUUUGCCAAUAGUAGCAUAGCUGGAACUCUCGUAUGGAGUGUUUUUAUUGGUAUUGAUAAUACUGUCUAUGUAGCUAAUCAACAAACUAAUAAGAUUGUAGUAUGGUUCGAAGGAAGUAUUAAUCCAGAUAAAAUUCUUUCUGGUAGUCUGAGUACACCAUAUGAUCUUUUCGCUACUACUCUAGGUGAUAUAUAUGUUGAUAAUGGUGUAAAUAAUCAUCGAGUUGAUAAAUUUUCAUUCAACUCAAAUAUAAGUACUUCUGUAAUGUCAGUUCCUUAUGGAUGUUAUGGUAUUUUUGUUGAUAUUAGUGAUACUCUUUAUUGUUCAACAUUUACUUCUCAUCAAGUUGUUAAGAAAUGGUUGAAUGAUAAUGCCCUUACAUCAACUAUUGUUGCUGGUACAGGUACAGCUGGAUCAACAGCAACUACGCUUAAUACACCUAUUGGAAUUUUUGUCGAUGCUCAAGUUAAUUUAUAUGUUGCAGAUUGUAUUAACAAUAGAAUACAAAUGUUUCCUGUAGGACAAUUCACUGGAAUAACGGUAGUAGGAGCUAGUGUACCAGGAACUAUUACACUCUAUUAUCCGUAUGGUAUUACAUUAGAUGAUAAUGGAUAUCUUUUUAUUGCGGAUUGUUAUAAUCAUCGAAUAGUUGGAUCAGGACCAUAUGGUUUUCGAUGUUUAUUUGGAUGUACAACAAUAUCUGGUUCUGCACCAAGUCAAUUGUAUUAUCCAGCAAUUCUAAGAUUCGAUAGUUAUGGAAAUCUAUAUGUUGCUGAUAGAAAUAAUAAUAGAGUGCAAAAGUUUAUAUUAGCAUCUAAUUCAUGUAGUCUUUCAUAUAAUCAACCAAUAUUUUGCUCAAGUGCAUCAUGGUCUGCGAAUGCCGUAACUUUAGCCUCAAGUUCCAUUGCUGGUUUAUUACCUUAUGGCAUUUUUAUUGAUGGAAUUAAUACUGUGUAUGUACCUAAUCGAAUAAGUAACACUAUUUUAUCAUGGCCUCAAUGGAGUACUGCACCAACAAGUAAAAGUUAUAGUAAUUUGAGUAAUCCAUAUAGUCUUUUUAUGUCUAUGACUGGUGAUAUUUAUAUUGAUAAUGGUUAUUCAUAUGGUCGAGUCGAUAAAUAUACAUUUAAUACAUCAAAUCGUGUUACUGUUAUGAAUGUUAAUGGAAGUUGUUAUGGUUUAUUUAUUGAUAUUAGUAAUAAUCUUUAUUGUUCACUUAAAAAUCUUCAUCAAGUUGUUAAACUUUUACUUAAUAGUGGUACAACCAUUCCGACAAUUGCAGCUGGAAAUGGUUCUGCUGGAUCACUAUCAAAUAUGCUUAAUUUUCCUCAAGGAAUCUAUGUUGAUAGUAAUUUAAACCUAUACAUCGCAGACAGUGUGAACAAUCGUAUUCAACUCAUUCAAACUGGCCAGUUAGAUGGAGUGCCAGUCGUUGGUAAUGGUUCAUCAGCAAAUAUUAUACUUAACUAUCCAACUGGAAUUGUUCUUGAUGCUAAUAGUUAUUUAUUUAUUGUCGAUAGUUACAAUCAUCGUAUUGUUGCGUCAAGUUCUACUGGUUUUCGAUGUUUAGUAGGAUGUUCAGGGGGUGGUUCAACUGCGUCUCAAUUAUCUUUUCCACAAAGUAUGGCUUUUGAUAGUUAUGGAAAUAUAUAUGUUACUGAUCGAAAUAAUAGUCGACAAUACCAACCACCACCACCACUACUACUACGAGCAGCAGCAGUAGUACCACCACUAGCACUACUACUACUACCACCAGCAGUACGACAAGCAGCAGUACUACUACCACUACUACCAGUAGUACUACAAGCAGUAGCAGUACUACAAGCACCACUACCACCACCACCAGUACCACUAGUAGCACUACUACAAGUAGUAGCAGUACUACGAGUACCACUACCACUAGCAGUACUACUACGAGUAGUAGCAGUACCACCAGCAGUACUAUUAGUACUACCACCAGUACCACAAGCAGUAGUACUACAAGUAGCACUACUACCACGACCUCCACUAGCAGUAGUACUACUACUACCACCACCACAAGUACAGCAACAAGUAGCAGCAGCACCACAAGUAGUACUACUACGAGCAGCAGCAGUACCUCAAGUAGCACCACUACUACCACUAGUACUACAACAAGUAGCAGUAGUACGACAAGUAUUACUACCACGAGCAGCAGUAGUACCACAAGUACCACUACUACGACGACCGCUACUAGCAGUACCACUACGAGCAGUAGCAGCACCACCAGUAGCAGUACAACGAGUAGUAGCAGUACCUCAAGCAGCACCACUACCACCAGCAGUACCUCAAGUAGCACUACCACCACCACCAGCAGUACUACAACAAGUAGCAGUAGUACCACAAGUAGCAGUACAACGAGUAGUAGCAGUACUUCAAGUUCUACUACUUCGAGUAGCAGUAGUACAUCAAGUAGCACUACCACCACCAGCAGUACUACAAGUAGUACUACUACUACCACUACCACUACUAGCAGUACUACUACAAGCAGUAUCACUACGAGCAGUAGCAGUACUUCAAGUAGUACUACCACGAGCAGCAGUAGUACCUCAAGUAGCAGCAGUACUGCAAGUACUACUACUACUAACACUACCACUAGCAUUACUUCAAGUAGCACCACAACUACGACCACCACUAGCAGUAGCAGCACUACAAGUAGCAGUACCACAAUUAGUACUGCUACUACCACUAGCAGCACCUCAAGUAGAACGGCUUCCAUCACAACUUCUCAAGGAUUAG